GUCAUCCAGAGGGAAGUUCAGAGCCCCAUAAAUCCGUUGCUUGUCGCAUUUGCCUGCUCUCUGUCGCUGAUCACCAGAGGCCCAGCUUCCAACCUCUCCUCUACCCUCAACAAUGGCCAAAAAAAUCAACCCCACUGAAACAGAGAGAUGCAUUGAGUCCUUGAUAGCUGUUUUCCAGAAGUAUGCUGGCCGGGAAAUAACUAAUUCCCCAAACACCCUCUCCAAGACUGAGUUCCUGAGCUUCAUGAAUACAGAGCUGGCUUCCUUCUCACAGAACCAAAAGGAUCCUGGUGUCCUGGACCGAAUGAUGAAGAGACUAGAUCUCAACUGUGAUGGGCAGUUGGACUUUCAAGAAUUCCUUAAUCUAAUUGGAGGCUUGGCACAAGCUUGUCAUGAAUCCUUCACAGCUUCCCAGGCCACCAAGAAAAAAUGAAUGAGGCUCCCAAUCAAUUUUCCAGACGUCCUUCCACCAAGCCAGCAAAUGUGCAUCCAUUCCUUAUAGUCAUACACUGAACCCUAAGCAGCCCAGGCUACAUUACAGAGCCACUCACUUUGUAGUAAUAAAAUGUGAUUUUUUAAAAAAAUAAACACCAAUUUGCGAAA
Messenger RNA from Gracilinanus agilis (Agile Gracile Mouse Opossum), 603 nucleotides. RefSeq names its product S100 calcium binding protein A11 (gene S100A11). Gene Ontology annotation, biological process: regulation of cell population proliferation. NCBI's taxonomy places the organism in Eukaryota, Metazoa, Chordata, Mammalia, Didelphimorphia, Didelphidae. The transcript is spliced from 3 exons. Gene Ontology annotation, molecular function: calcium-dependent protein binding; calcium ion binding. The record is from RefSeq and is a predicted model, not a curated record. The coding region runs from base 113 to 433 and encodes 106 amino acids. Gene Ontology annotation, cellular component: cytoplasm.